AUUGUCUGCUAUGCUCUUUGCUACUAACAUGGAUCAGCUAUUUAAUAAUAAAAUCAUUAGCUCUAAUACAAGCUAUAUCAAAAAUUUAACAUCUAAGCAACAAUAUCAAGAGGCAGUUUCUAAUAAUAUGAGGCUAACAGAACCAAUUAUGAUAAAUAAAGAGAAUAAUAAUCAAG
Molecule: messenger RNA, 176 nt
Organism: Scutellospora calospora
Lineage: Eukaryota; Fungi; Glomeromycota; Glomeromycetes; Diversisporales; Gigasporaceae
Source: the annotation of a GenBank genome assembly